AUGGCCGACUACGAGCCUCCCUCGUUCUCUCUCGGGUUCGAUCUGGGUUUCGAUUCGGAGCUUCAAACAGCUGACACGGAUCACUCCACUCCCGCACCAGCUCCAGACCCUUCGCGCGGUUCGGAUGCCCUUAAACCCUUUGACGUAGAUGAAGAGAUCGGGCCUCAAAUCACUGGUCCGGAUCCAGAAAUCGGGCCCCAACCAGUGCGGCCUCUCAAGCGGCUCAAGCGAGGACUGGCUCUGAAGCGGGAGCCCGCGACGCCGAUUCGUAAUAUUGACGAUGAUAUCGAAGAGUUCUCUUCUCCGGAAGAUAUUAUUCGAGAUGCAUAUCGGCCAACACAAUACCAAACUGUUUCCAGUAGUUCAAAGAUCCCAUUACAUGGAAGUGGGGUUUUAACCUCUCAAUCAUCCUGCCAUAGCAUGGGAAGGAAAAGGAAACCUACAUCAGAGGUCUCAGCUUCUGUGGGUAUGGAGGCGAACCGCCAAGGAUUGAUGUUUCCAAAGUUGACUACCAGUCCUCUUCGAAGGUUCCAGUUAAUUGAUUCUGAUUCUGAUGAUCCUUCAGUCAGAGAAAAUGGGAGCAGGGUUACUUGCAACGUUGAUCCAUCCUCAAAGAAGCAACAAUUCAAUUCCGGCCAUUCUGCAAGUACUAGUGAAACAAAGAAGAAACUAUCAGUGCCUCAAGAUGCAGGUGAUGUGGAUCUGUGGAAAGAUUUCAGUCCAAUCAAGAAGUUUAGCAUUCCAACACCUGCUUUGGAUGAGGUAUGUCAAGAAUUUCUCCAAUUCGCGAAGGAUAAGACUAGUCAGAAAUUGGAGAGGGAUUCAUGUCUACAUACAAAUGAAAUUUUUCAAGAAACGACAUGUUGGGUCCAAGAUGUUGAACAACUCUGGAAUGUGGCUGAUCCCCUUCCACCUGCUCAUCAUUACUUUUUCCAUGACGAUCCAAAUAUUCAGAAAUUAGUCUGCAGUCGCUUACCCAAUUUUUUUCCACUGGGCAUUAACGUCAGAGGAAAUCAACGGAAUGGUUCAUCAGUUAUUGACUACAUGGGUCAAUUUAGCACUGGAGAAGCUUCAAAGCAGAAAGUGAAUCAAAAAAUUCACCUUGACCAAAGCUCUAAGAGGAGAAAUAAAUCAAACAUAUCAAAUGUUGAAGAAGGCUUACAUGCUUCCGGAGGCUGGAUGAAUCCAAAAGGUAAAGCAGCACAGAAAGGUAGUGUCAAUAAGAGCUCAAGAAAGGGAAGAAAUAGGUCAGCCAAAUCAAAUUUUGGAAAUGUCGAGCAUACUUCUGGAAACUGGGUGGAACCCAGAAGCAAUGCCAGUACAAAGCGGAUUCAAGCAAAUGCACAACCUUCUGGUCAAUGGUCUACGCCCAGUGUAAGUGGGCAAGCUGCUGGUCAUUGGUAUACUGGCCCUGGUGGAAGGAAGGUUUAUGUAAGUAAAACUGGGCAGGAAAUGACAGGCUCUACAGCAUACAGACUCUAUCGGAAGGAAAGUGGAGCACGGUCUGUCAAAGCCAGAAAAACGAAAGGAAAAAAAGAAAAAGGUUCCAAGAAGAGGUGA
Prunus armeniaca (apricot) is the source of this 1560-nucleotide messenger RNA. The record is from the annotation of a GenBank genome assembly. Lineage: Eukaryota; Viridiplantae; Streptophyta; Magnoliopsida; Rosales; Rosaceae.